Molecule: messenger RNA, 1898 nt
Organism: Drosophila arizonae
Lineage: Eukaryota; Metazoa; Arthropoda; Insecta; Diptera; Drosophilidae
Gene: LysRS
Product: Lysyl-tRNA synthetase
Biological process (GO): lysyl-tRNA aminoacylation
Cellular component (GO): mitochondrion; cytoplasm; cytosol
Molecular function (GO): ATP binding; tRNA binding; lysine-tRNA ligase activity
Source: RefSeq, a predicted model, not a curated record
UCACCUGAAAGUAACGUCUGCAAAAUGCUUGCACGCACCAUAGUUAGACACUUGGUAUAUUCGUCAACAAUCAAACAACUAACGGUGACAGCUUCGAGAUUUUACCAUGUGGCCGAUAUACAUCUGGCCCCAAGUAAACGUACAAAACUUGAGCUGAAACGCCGGCUGAAGGCUGAGCAGAAGGCCAAGGAAAAGGCUGAAAAGGAGGCAACGCGCUUAGCUACCGAGACUCCCGAUGCCGGUCACAAGAAAAAAUCUUCCGCCGAACAGGAAGAGGAGAUCUCACCCAAUGAAUACUUUAAGCUGAGAUCAGCUGCUGUUGCCGACUUAAAGCAAACAUCUGAAAAUCAUCCGUAUCCACACAAAUUCCACGUUAGCAUCUCACUGGAAAAGUUUAUUGAACAAUAUGCUCAGCUCAAAGACGGCGAAACGCUCGACCAGGUCAAUUUAAGUGUUGCUGGACGUAUUCAUGCCAUACGCGAGUCCGGUGCCAAGCUCAUCUUUUACGACUUACGCGGCGAGGGUGUCAAGCUGCAAGUGAUGGCCAGUGCUAAAUCAUACAAAAGUGAAGCGGCGUUCGAGCAAGACACGGCCAAGUUGCGUCGUGGCGAUAUCAUUGGCGUCAAUGGUCAUCCCGGCAAGACCAAGAAGGGUGAACUAUCCAUUAUGCCCACUGAGCUGAAACUCCUCUCACCCUGUCUGCACAUGCUGCCGCAUCUGCAUUUCGGACUUAAAGACAAGGAGACUCGCUAUCGUCAGCGCUAUCUAGAUCUAAUACUGAACAACAAAGUGCGCGAAAAUUUCCAGAUUCGCGCAAAGAUAAUAUCAUAUGUUCGCCAGUUUCUGGAUCGCCUGGGCUUCCUUGAGAUUGAGACACCAAUGAUGAAUAUGAUUGCUGGUGGCGCCACUGCCAAGCCCUUCGUCACUCAUCACAACGAACUCAAAAUGGAUCUGUUCAUGCGCAUAGCACCAGAGCUGUAUCACAAAAUGGUUGUUGUAGGCGGUCUGGAUCGGGUUUAUGAGAUCGGUCGGCAGUUCCGCAACGAGGGCAUCGAUUUGACCCACAAUCCUGAAUUUACCACUUGUGAAUUUUAUAUGGCAUAUGCUGACUAUUACGAUCUAAUUGAGAUUACUGAGCAAAUGUUAUCUGGUAUGGUUAUGGCCAUUCAUGGUUCGUACAAAAUUAAAUACCAUCCGGAUGGCCCCGAAGGCGUCGAGCAAGAGAUUGACUUUACGCCCCCAUUCAAACGUGUGUCUAUGAUCAAGAGUCUCGAAGAGAAGCUGCAGGUCAAGUUUCCAUCAGCGGACACAUUCAACAGUCCGGCUGCCAACGAGUUUCUGUCCCAACUGUGUGCCAAGCAUCAGGUGGAGUGCCCGCCGCCACGUACCACCGCCCGUCUGCUAGACAAACUGGUUGGUGAGUUCAUCGAGGAGACAUGCAUCAAUCCGACAUUCAUUUGCGAGCAUCCGCAAAUAAUGUCGCCACUCGCCAAGUACCAUCGCAGUGUGCCCGGCCUAACGGAGCGCUUUGAGCUCUUUGUGGCCAAGAAAGAGGUGUGCAAUGCGUACACAGAACUUAACGAUCCCGUGGUGCAGCGGGAACGUUUCGAACAGCAGGCUGGCGACAAAGCCGCUGGCGAUGACGAGGCUCAAAUGGUGGACGAGAACUUCUGUACGGCGCUUGAAUACGGCCUGCCACCCACCGGAGGAUGGGGUAUGGGCAUUGAUCGACUAGCCAUGUUCCUGACCGACUCAAAUAACAUCAAGGAGGUGCUCUUGUUCCCCGCCAUGAAACCCGAGGAAGCGAAUCGCACACCAGCAGCCGAUGAAAAGCAGUCCGCCCAAUAAUAGACGAGCACUCACUUACCCAGUUACAAACCCCCCCACACACACACAUA